Messenger RNA from Lindgomyces ingoldianus, 528 nucleotides. Its product is annotated as ankyrin. The record is from RefSeq and is a predicted model, not a curated record. The transcript is spliced from 2 exons. NCBI's taxonomy places the organism in Eukaryota, Fungi, Ascomycota, Dothideomycetes, Pleosporales, Lindgomycetaceae. Gene Ontology annotation, molecular function: protein binding. The annotation marks the transcript as partial.
AUUGAGCCUGAAGAUAUCAAUGUGGAAUCGCCCCUUCAACAAGCUGCACGGGAAGGCCGAGACGAGGUGGUACAGCUUUUAGUAGAGCACGGGGCCGACAUCAAUGGGGAAGGGCAUCGCGGUAGAGAGGCAUUGUAUAGCGCGGUUUGGAACCGCAAUGACGUUGUUGUUCGACUGCUACUAACUCGUGGCGCCGACCCUAACUAUCAUGACGGAGACCGUGAAACGCGGCCAAAUGUGGCCUUGUCCAUGGCUAUGGUUGAGAAAAUUGGUCCUCUCCUGCUCCAAUAUGGUGCAGAUCCUGCUACUACAGGAUUGCAUGGGGAGACACUUCUGUCAUGGGCUGAGAGGAAUGGGCCUAAGGCUGUGCUAGAUAUAUUGGACCUCGAGCGGGAGUGCUUUGACCUUAGAGGUCAAGAUAGACAAAAUUUGCUAUCUUGGUCUGUUGAGAACGGGGACUCUGAGGUGAUGAGCCCGUUGGUAGAGGCGGGUGUGGAGGAAGAUUGCAAGCCUAGUGACAUGCUAUAG